Messenger RNA from Nerophis lumbriciformis (worm pipefish), 1197 nucleotides. RefSeq names its product sperm acrosome membrane-associated protein 4-like. NCBI's taxonomy places the organism in Eukaryota, Metazoa, Chordata, Actinopteri, Syngnathiformes, Syngnathidae. Gene Ontology annotation, biological process: sperm-egg recognition. Gene Ontology annotation, cellular component: membrane. The record is from RefSeq and is a predicted model, not a curated record.
AAUUCCUCUCAACUGAGAAGCCGCCAAACGUUUACCAGCGUUUCCAGGGAGAACAUUUGGUGUGGCAUACGCUUCACAUAAAGUUUACAGCGGUAGCUGUAAAAUCAAGUUGUGAAAAAUACACUGACUUGACAAUUUCACUGCCUUUGUGCACACAGUAACAGUGAUUCUCCCCCCCACACACACUCUCAACAUGUGCGUGUGUGUGUGGGGGGUGGUUACAUAAUCCAAGCAAUGCAGUUUUCAUGCGGCAUUGUCCAUAUGACUAAAUCCAAUCCCCACCUCCGAGGAUGUGUGUGUGUGUGUGUGUGUGUGUGUGUGUGUGUGUGUGUGUGCGUGUGUGUGUGUGUGUGUGUUACCGGACAGUAGGAUGUAAGCCUCUUAGCUGAGCGCUGACUCAGGACACAUGCAAGAAAGAGACACAAACUGUGAACUAUGAGUGAUGAAAAUGUUCAUUUCAACUGACCACCUGUGGUGGGACAAUUAUCAGCCUCUUCUUCACUAAGAGCUUAAAAACUGUGCCAUUCCAACUGUCACCUGUUGAAACAGCCAAAUGACCCUUCUGAUAUUAAAGUGAACACGUAACAUUGUUGUCGUGACAAGUUGUUGCUCAUUUUCAGAUAUACAGCACCUAAUUAGUGCUGAUCCCAAAGCGGAGGCAUAAAACUGACUAAUCCAAUUUGAAUCUCGUCUCUGCUCUCCUUUGCAGCCUUCAUAGUGCCGCCAAGAGGAACACGUAUCCCACUAAAUAUGAAAGGACUUAUAUUUUGUCUUUUUGCUAUAAUGAUGCUCAUGUCUGCUCAAGGUGAAGAAGAAGAGUCUUUGGAGCAGGUUAUGGAUGCAAAAGGACUUGAGGAAGAGGAGGAGCUUCUGCAGUGCUUCCGCUGCGACCUGGGCUUCUGGGAUGUCUGCUAUACCACCAAAAUUAACUGCAGCCGUGGGGAGCGCUGCUUCACAGGCCGUGGGAAGGCCGCUGACGUCCUGGAUGUAAAGACGUUGGGCUGUGUGAAAGCAGAGGAGUGUAACAUGGAGACCACUGUGGAGCUCUUCUCCAACAACACCAUCUUUGUAAUGACCAAACAUUGCUGCGACACCCCCUACUGCAACUCGGCGUGGAAACUUCAGGCUGAGACACUUUUAUGCAUCACUGUGGCGUUCAUGAUGUCCUGGCGCAUUGCAGGGGCCUCCACACAUUGA